UCUGCUGACGGUCUUGCUUCUGCAACUGCUAACUCGUUAUCUCUCUUCAAUAAAACACCACCAGCUUCGUGUAGUUGUCGUUACUCUACUUUACCAGUACCAGUGGCUCAAGUAUUACUGAGUGUCGUUGAGAUAUAGCCGCCAGUAGACGCAGUUUUAUAAACCCUCUUACUCUCAUUCUCGAUCUCUCCCUCUCUCUCUCUCUUUCUCUCUUAUUCUUACGUCGGACUGUCCUCAUGAAUCUUCACUGUCGUGUUUUAGUCAUCUCGCCGACGGACCAUACCGACAUACCCCCUGGUGGUUCGUGUUUUACCCCGCAGUUCUUCGUCAUAUUUUCUUACACACUUCUUAUUGCUCUUCUUACAUGAAUUGUUAUUAUUGUUACUGCGUCUUUUACCUUUUUUACGUCUCUUCCGUUUUAUUUUUACGGAAAUAAAAUAUAAAUAAAAGUUCAUUUUUAUCAGGCGGUGUUGAUUUUAUUUUUAAAUAAAUUCAAAAAAAAAAAAACAGUGCCAAGAGUGACAGUUACCUUGUUUUUGUUGCUCCAAACGGGAAUAAACCGUCGGAAUAACGAGUAAUAAAAUAAAUAAUAACAGUGGUCGGUAAAUAGACGAACAAGUGCAGCUUAAAUUUAUAAAAAUAUAUUAAGUGGGUGUCAGUGAGUUAACUAUAUUUAAAAUUAUUUUAAUUGUUAAUAUAAUUAUACUGUAUAGCAGUGAGACGUGAUUGAAAUAGAGCGAUUGUGUUAACUGAUAAAAUUCAAAUAAGUAAUAAUAAAAAGGCGGGAACGCCGAGCAGAUGAGGCCACGAUCAACCUGCGUCCAGGAGGUGGAGGAGUACCGGUGUGACCUGCGUUACGGUUAUUUCGGGAAUCCGUGUUUCUGACAACCAGACGAACAGAGAAACAGACGCUCGGUUGUGUGCCACAGCGGCCCAAGUCCUUGCGAAUACUCGAUGGAUGAGUUCCAUCCGUUCAUUGAGGCCCUCUUACCAUUCGUGAAAUCAUUCUCGUACACGUGGUUCAAUCUACAAGCAGCCAAAAGACGUUACUACAAGAAACACGAGAAACGAAUGAGUCUUGAAGAGGAGCGCCAGUGCAAAGAAGAACUUCAAAAUGAAAAAUUGGAGGUGAAGCAGAAAUGGGCCUCAAGACUUUUGGGAAAAUUGAGGAAAGAUAUUACACAGGAAUAUCGAGAGGAUUUUGUACUGAGUAUUACGGGAAAAAGGCCAGCUAUGUGUGUGCUCAGCAAUCCUGACCAGAAAGGAAAAAUGAGGCGGAUUGACUGUCUCCGACAAGCUGACAAAGUCUGGCGAUUGGAUCUAGUGAUGGUGAUUCUAUUCAAAGCGAUCCCACUGGAAUCUACCGACGGCGAGCGGUUGGAAAAGACGGCCGAAUGUGCCCAGCCGGGUUUGUGCGUAAACCCAUACCACAUCAACGUCUCCGUCCGGGAACUGGACCUCUAUCUCGCAAACUUUAUUACCAGUCACGAAGUACUAAAUGGAAUUUGCAAUGCGAACAAAGAAGAGGAGAGAAGGCGAAAAGGUGGAGGUUACCAUGAACUGUAUAACGGUGUCGUCUGCAACGACACAAUCCUCGCGACCGGUGUCUUCAGCUCCAAGGAGCUUUGGAUGCUUUCAAAAGCGUCCAUAUUGCAUGACCUCAGCGACAUGCAGCCUCAAAUAAACGCGAUCAAAAUAGAGCACCCGCCGUACUACUGCAGCAGCUAUACCCCUCCAUCCGCGGCAUCCGCCGCGGAUCACGCUCAGCCCGCGGCUAGCUUCAGUCCACCACCGGUACACCAGCUCAUAAGGAACGACAAGACUGACAAAGCGCCCACGGUAUCGGUAUCAAGUGCGCCAAGUUUUUCACCGGUACUCAGGCCCGAAGACGGCCACCGCGGAAUUGACUCACCUCAUUCUCAAACAGGGCUACAUUCACCUCAUGAAGGACUCGCUGGAGGUUCAGGGCAGGCCGGAGGAAUGUCCGGUCUUGCCUAUUAUCAACCUGAGCAUCCCGUCUCAAGCGGAGUCGUCAAGUAUCCGGAAAAUGGUCACGACACACUCUCGGACUUUGUCACGUUCGUUUGCCAAGAGGCUGAGAACACUCAGCAACUACCCCAGACCCAAUUAACUGGUCAACGCGCUGGUAUGCAAAAGUUCUCACAGUAUUAUCCGAGUUCGAUGUUGCCACCACCGCCUCCGGCUCCGAUGGCAAGGCCAGUCGCGAUAAUACGUUCGACGGGUGAGCUGACGGCCACCGGAGGCUCGGGUUCACCACCGACUUCGUCUUCAUCGCCCGCGGAUCCCUCGGAUCUUAACGCCGCGGCCGCAGCCGCACAGAACCAACAGGACCAGCAGAUGGCAGCUGCCGCCGCGGCGGCCGGACUCGUGGGUUCGAACUGUCAGAGUUCUGUUGACAGUGGACGCAAAAGUCCGACGAGAAUUCUCGUGACCGCUCCUCAUACUAGUCGAGAGUAUACUUUUGCUCACUUCCAUUCGCAACCCGGACAGCAAAUAUUUACGUACCCUACUAUCAGUUCGAUGUCCGGAGUGAUUUCACCGACGAAUCUCUCCCUCUUUUCAUCACCGGUGUCUGUCACGAGGCCAGUCGCUACCCAGAGAUCGGUUGCGAAUGUACCACCGCGUUGGAACACCGCGCCGUUUAUCAACCUCGAGGACGAUUACAAUAUGAUCGCCCCGAUUAUUGCUGGCACGCCCGGUGAACCACCUUCUAGUAUGGACGAGGAACGAUACUUUCACCCCGUGCACACGAGCAACGUCGUGGACAAAAGCGGGUCCGGGGGUUUGAUGAGUAAUGAACUCGGCGUGAAUCAGGAUCCGUCGACUCAUCAUCAUCAUCAGCAACAUCACCAACAACAACAACAGCAGCAACAACAACAACAACAACAGCAACAGCAGCAACAACAACAGCAACAGCAGCAGCAACAACAACAACAGCAACAACAACAGCAACAACAACAACAACAGCAACAACAAAUGCAAGAUAAAGAAAGAGCUAAAUCACCUCCGUGACCUUUAGAAAAUCGUUGCGCGUACGAAGAACCAACAUCAUUAAGUUCAUCACUCGUAACUUUUUUCAUGCGAGUCUCUUAAGAAAUUCAA
Microplitis demolitor is the source of this 3123-nucleotide messenger RNA. RefSeq names its product nuclear factor 1 X-type (gene NfI). The record is from RefSeq and is a predicted model, not a curated record. Bases 955 to 3033 code for a protein of 692 amino acids. Gene Ontology annotation, molecular function: DNA-binding transcription factor activity, RNA polymerase II-specific; RNA polymerase II cis-regulatory region sequence-specific DNA binding. Lineage: Eukaryota; Metazoa; Arthropoda; Insecta; Hymenoptera; Braconidae. Gene Ontology annotation, cellular component: nucleus. The transcript has 12 exons. Gene Ontology annotation, biological process: regulation of transcription by RNA polymerase II.